Hermetia illucens (black soldier fly) is the source of this 1263-nucleotide messenger RNA. RefSeq names its product enteropeptidase-like. The record is from RefSeq and is a predicted model, not a curated record. Gene Ontology annotation, biological process: proteolysis. The transcript has 4 exons. NCBI's taxonomy places the organism in Eukaryota, Metazoa, Arthropoda, Insecta, Diptera, Stratiomyidae. Gene Ontology annotation, molecular function: serine-type endopeptidase activity. The coding region runs from base 104 to 1072 and encodes 322 amino acids.
UCUCGAAUAAGCUCGUAUGUGGUGAGCUGAUUUCGCGAAUUUGGCCGUUAGUUGGGUUUUCGUGCUUGCAAGCGUCGCGUCGGUAUUUUAAGAGACAUCAUCAAUGAAGUUAAUAUUUUUUUUAAUUUUUGUAUUUGUAGUGCUCUACGGUGAAAUUGCAGCCGCCGAUGUGAACCGAACUAGACUUUCGAAAUGGCGGCGGUAUCGUUCAAGCACCACCGAAGGCCCAGAAGAAAGCCUGACAACGGAUUUAGGCAGUGCGUCGACAUUAACUGGAUUCGGGUUUGAUAAUCCAAAGUCUGACCGUGAGCGGAAAAUCGAGGAGUUACUCAGCCCGAGGACGAAAUGUGGAUUGUUAAAAUUGAAUACAACUGUCCCUUGGAUUGUUGUGAUUGAACACCACGACCCGUUGCGAAGGGACAAGCGGAAAACUCUGAGCAAGGGUGUUUUGAUUGGUGAUCAACAUGUCCUUACAACCGUUUCGAGUAUACACAAUUCACAUCCAUUUUGGAUUACGAACAGCGUUCGUUUGGGAGAUCCAGCAACGUGGAUAACCGAAAAAUCACAGAGGGGCGACUCAAACUAUACCCGUGUUGGAAUUGAACAGGUUUAUCAGCAUUCAACGAAGGACAUUGCGAUUAUAAAACUAGCCAACAAGGUUACAUUCACUGACUACAUUCAGCCUGUGUGCCUCCCCAUCGAUGACAACUAUAAUUUCCGUGAAAUGCAUUACCAUAUGUGUAAACGGGUAGAGGACACGGAUAACAAUCGGAAGUUCGAUGUUCGACUGCUAUCAUCUAUACCGUUGGCGCCUCAAGAUUGUGAGAUACUCUUUCAUAGAAAAGGAGCUGAAUUUGGCGCCUCAGAAUUUUGUGCUUGGGAUGAGUUUGGCGAUACUUGCAUGAGCGACGUUGGGGGACCAUUGAUGGCCUUUUUCAAUGGAAAAUAUAUCGUGAUUGGUCUUAAUUCAUAUAUUUUCACAUCUGAAGAAUUCGAAUCUGGGGAUUAUCCAGGGGUUUACGUGAAAGUUGGAUCAUUUUUGACUUGGAUCAAUACGAUUCUUUCUUUGUAAGCGUGUUAAAUUUCAUGGGGUAUUGAGAGCACACAUUAAUUUUUAUCUAUUUUGUACAAUUAUAAAUAGAAGAUAGCAUUUUUAAGUAUACUCAGAGUUCGCUAUUCAAUAGUAGUACUGUUUAUUUUACAGAAAGGUUUACAUUCUAAAAUGUCAAUAAAUUGCGAUAAUGGCUACGAAAUUAUACAAAA